This is a messenger RNA of Galdieria sulphuraria, 1481 nucleotides long. RefSeq lists its product as uncharacterized. NCBI's taxonomy places the organism in Eukaryota, Rhodophyta, Bangiophyceae, Galdieriales, Galdieriaceae. The record is from RefSeq and is a predicted model, not a curated record. The transcript has 5 exons. The coding region runs from base 10 to 783 and encodes 257 amino acids.
GUUGUUUGUAUGAAAGAAAACAUGUCUAAAGCCUAUGGAGGUUUCCGUAAAGGUUUUCAUCAUGUUAAAAAUAUCCCAAUUUCAAGUAAAUAUCAUCACGAGCUAUUAUUUCUUAUUUAUGAUCUCCUCACUCUCGGAAUGCAAGUCGGCAACAGCACAGUAGCUUCUAAAGACAUACUGGCAAAGAAAGACAAUAUGGACUUAAAAAGUUAUUUCCAUGAAACGUGUGAAGCUCUGUGUUCGAAACUCUCAACUUUACAACUCUGUCUGGGAUUCAAACAGUCACCCGUAAAAGACGACGCUAGUGAGGACCUUGCCAGCAAUUUGGAGUCUGUUGUGGCUGCACUCCAAGAUUUGAAAGAUUGUAUCUUGGAAAUGAGUAACCUAUCUACUGACGAAGUUGUCGAUUCCAACCAGCAGAGAGAGCUGGAAAAACAACUCGUUGACGUCAAGGUCUUACUUGCCAUAGCCUUGAGUAGAAAGGAAGAGUUGUGUUUGUGUUUGUCAGGUUUGAAGAAAAGACAGAGCCAGGAUGGAAAGAGUAUUGGUAAUACUAGUAGUUGGCAAGUUUUCGGUUCCUUUAAGGGCAUGAAUACAGAAAAUCAGUUAAAAGACGACUUUUCUAGAAGAACGAAACUUGCGGAAGACAGAGUUAUGGCUGCACGUGAAGCAGUGAACCGUACCAGAGCGCAUUUGGAAGAGCUUCAGAAAGCGUUAUGCAAAGAGCAAGAAAGAACAAAAGAACUUAUGAAAUGUCUCGAUGAUUUCGAAGAAAGAUGGUGAUUUAGAGACGACACAUACUACUUAUAAUUAAACAUUGUGAAGAAUAUGUGUCGUAAAGCCUUGCUUCAGGCAUUGCAGCUAUAUUUGCAUUUUUGAUGGAGUAUUUUGAGUGAAACAGAUAUUUUCAUGAUGUCAAAUCCUUUAUAUAGUGGUUUUUUGACUCUAUUGCCCUGCUCGUCUUGGUUGUAUCAUGUUCGUAUCCUACAUAUUCUCAAAAUAGAAGAGACUUUGUUGGGAAUCGACUGUCAAAGGGCUUUCAGAUAAUCAAGAAUAAUCUUUUCUUAUUCUUUUAUAUAUUGUUUACCUCUAUCGUUUUUUCAUGGUAUUUCAUUUAAGCGUAUACAGAACCGCUAUAUGUAUGAAAACCAUAACCAGCAGUAAUAACAUGUACCCCUGAGGUGCUAUUUCUCCUAGUUGCUGUAUACUUUUGUCUGCAUUAGUCCUUUCAAAGUUAUUAUUUAUUAAAAAUACUCUCCAAUUAUUUGCAAAAGUAUAGCUAGUUUGAAAAAAUUCCAAUUAUUCUUGCAUGGUGUUAACCAAGUCUUGGCCUCUUUUAACGUCAUAGAGUUGUUUUGAAGGGUACACAAACUUCGAUAUCUGGUUAAGCAGAAAAGACCCAAGUAUAUUCGUUGCUUUUAUACCAUAGACACUGUACGAGUAUUUCGAAUAUAACAUAUUAGAGGUAGUUUUGCGAGAAA